CAGGAAGAUGUACUUCGGUAAAGUGAUGCGGAUGGAGAUCGGCUGGUUUGACUGCACCUCUGUAGGGGAGCUCAACACUCGCAUAUCAGACGACAUUAACAAGCUCAAUGAUGCCAUUGCGGAUCAAGUUGCCAUUUUUUUGCAGCGAUUCACCACUUUUGUGUGUGGAUUUUGCAUUGGCUUUGUCAAAGGCUGGAAGCUGACCCUUGUCAUUGUUGCAGCAAGUCCUCUGAUCGGUGUCGGAGCCGGUCUCAUGGCUCUGUUUGUGGCUAAGCUAACGGGGAUGGAGCUGCAGGCCUAUGCUAAAGCCGGAGCUGUAGCCGACGAGGUGCUCUCCUCCAUCAGGACCGUGGCGGCUUUUGGGGGAGAGAAAAAAGAAGUGGAAAGGUAA
This is a messenger RNA of Thalassophryne amazonica, 391 nucleotides long. Its product is annotated as bile salt export pump-like. Gene Ontology annotation, cellular component: membrane. NCBI's taxonomy places the organism in Eukaryota, Metazoa, Chordata, Actinopteri, Batrachoidiformes, Batrachoididae. The record is from RefSeq and is a predicted model, not a curated record. The coding region runs from base 8 to 391 and encodes 127 amino acids. Gene Ontology annotation, molecular function: ATP binding; ABC-type transporter activity. The transcript has 3 exons. Gene Ontology annotation, biological process: transmembrane transport.